This is a messenger RNA of Procambarus clarkii (red swamp crayfish), 1649 nucleotides long. NCBI's taxonomy places the organism in Eukaryota, Metazoa, Arthropoda, Malacostraca, Decapoda, Cambaridae. The record is from RefSeq and is a predicted model, not a curated record.
UACGUUUUCCAUAGCGUUCCUCCAGCUUGGUGUGUAAACGACCCAAACAUUGCUGGUAUAGUCGGCUGCAGCCUCGUUCCGGCGAUCAACAUGUGACAAGUUUUCCAUUAUAUUUGGAAGCCAAUGCUCAGAGGUGUCGAGUUCCUUCCCCCACCUCCAGGCCAACGUUUUUUCUCGCAGGAUGCCACUCAAUCAGUUGCCCAACUUAUUUAUUGCUUGGUGAGCAGAGACGUCAGACCCACAGUUGUAGGUCUGGAAAAGAUCAUCUAAGCAACUGGGGUGACCUUCGACAAGCCGCCUGUUUCCUGUCCUCGUCGAGGCCACUAGGGUUAGUGGCCCUCAGGAGCCAUGUUGCGGGGUCUGGAUUUUGUUCGUAAAACACUGCAGUCUUCUUUUGUAUUGCCAGCCCGUAGGAUUAUACAUAAUGCAUUCAAUAAGCACCUUUUCAUCACAAAUUUAACCCUCUCAUUUUCUCUCUCAGGGAUGGGUGAUAUCCUUCAACAACAUCAUAAUAUGAUCAGCAAGCAGCAAAAAUCUUGGGACAUAGCCCGAACACGACACAUGACGUGCACAGGCUUAACUGUAGGGGCUCUCUGUCACCACUGGUAUGUCUUGCUAGACAGAAAAUUUCCAGGUCGAACAUUCAAUGUGGUGAUUAAGAAGCUGCUGGUGGACCAGUUACUGUUCUCACCAGUCUGCCUCACAGUUUUCUUUAUAUCCCUUGGACUCUUCAGAGGAGGUGAUUGGGAGGAGUUCCUCACAGAUCUUCGUCAUAAAAGUUGGAGGCUGUAUGCUGCAGAAUGGAUUGUAUGGCCUCCUGCACAGACUAUUAACUUCUACAUGCUCCCAACAAAGUACCGUGUCUUAUAUGAUAACGUUAUAUCUCUUCUCUUUGAUGUUUACACGUCACAUGUUUGCUAUGAUAUAAAUAUAUGCAAAGAUGCUGCUUUAGAAGAAAAUGAUGUUAACAAAGGAACAUUAAAAAGUAUUUAUGAAAUUGAUAGCAGUAAAAACCUUUCAAGUUGAUGAGUGAGAAUUAUUACUGUAGAUAACCGUUUACACUACGAGUAUUUUAUAUAUUGGGCAUUGGAAGGUUUAACAUCUAAUGUCGAGUGAAUUAAUGUUGAGCAUAAAGUAUAUGCCAAUGCACUGUUGUGUUUUAGUAUCUUACAAAUUAUUCUUUUAACAAUGUUAUAUUGAAAGUAUGUUUAGGGAAUUUUCCACUUUACAAGAUUUACGAGUGCCUUUUUAUCUGCAUGGUCUUGUGUGCUAUUAAUGUGAACAACUGGUCUGAUUUACUUGAUGCACACUGAAGACCUUCAUUAGUUCAGUAAUUACUUGUAAAUAUAUAUAUUUAAAAGUAUAUGUACAAUAUUUGUAUAAUGUAUAAAUAUAUAUGUAAAUUUUUUAAGAAUACAAGAAAUUGUUAUAUUAAAGUUAUUUCAAGUGAAUUAAGUGAAGUAAUUGCAAAAUUUGUAAUAAAGCUAUAUUUUGUUUAUGGUCUUUAAUUGUACAUUUAGAAACUUGUCAUGUUUAAGAAAAUGUUCAAUUCACUGACAGGAUCAUUAUAUUUGAAAAAAAGUUUAGGGUAAUGUCACCAGUCUGUCCAAUGGACAAUUACCUUCACCUAAAAAACAAUAGUACUUGCA